Brassica rapa (field mustard) is the source of this 2148-nucleotide messenger RNA. RefSeq lists its product as uncharacterized. NCBI's taxonomy places the organism in Eukaryota, Viridiplantae, Streptophyta, Magnoliopsida, Brassicales, Brassicaceae. The record is from RefSeq and is a predicted model, not a curated record.
ACUAAACCCUAAAUCCUAAUCCUAAACCCUAAACCAUUGGGUAAACCCUAAACCCUUGGGUAAAUCAUAAACCCUUGGAUGAAUCCGAAACUCUUGGAUCAAAUCUUAAACUUUAAGAUUUAUGAUUUAUUCAAGAGUUUAUGGUUUACCUAAAGUUUUAGGGUUUAGAGUUUAAUAUUUGUUGGUAGCGUUAAAAAUACUUUUGAAAAACAUUUUUUUUUUUUGCGAUUAAAAAAUCUUAUUUUUGUGAUUAAUACAAUUUUUAUUUUAAAAAUAUAAUAUAAUUCGAUAAUAUUUUGUUUCCUUUUCUAAAAGAUAUUGAAUCUAAAAUGACACAAUUCUAUUGGUUGGUGAACCUAAAAAUAAGUCAUGUAAUAUAUUAAAAAGAAAAACAUUAUUCUUUCUUUGGAAAGGAAGAUGAAGCCGGAGAGAUUCCAACAAAUUACAUACAUAUUUUUAUAUAUAAUGUUACAGAAGUUUGAGUAAAAUUUGGUUGAAUAACCAUAUUUCUCCUUUUUUCGCUUUGCCGAGAGAAAAUGUUUUCGAUUCUCUCCAGUGAAGAUCUGAUAGAAAAAGUUAUGUUUUUUGUUCAGCUAAUUUGAAUUCGUUUUGGGCUUAAACAUGGGUUGAAUAAGAUUGAAUUUAAAAUUAUAUUAUGGUUUUAUAUACGUAAAAUCAAUUAUAAUGAGAUAAACAAAAAAAAAGACCUCAAUUUUUAACCAAUUACCACUAUCAAAUUACUAAAAUAAAAACAACAAAAAACACUAUUUAUGUGUCAUGUCUAUGCUUUAUUAAAUUUAAACCAUGUUCUUAUACGUAGAGAGAGAAAAAAAAACAAAUCGCAAAUACAUAAUUGAUUUUAAAUUACCAACAUGUUAUUAUUUUAGAUGUUUCGUUCCCGUAUGGCGCGAAUUAUCAUCUAGCAUUUUCGUAUUUCCCCUCUGUCAGGCACAAUCUCACACUUAUUAGUAACCUCUUCCUUAAAUAAGUCUACCAUACCAUACGCUAUGUUCUACAAUCUCAAUCUCACAUUUCAUGCAAUUGAUUUUAAUUUUUGCUGACGUGCAUAUUUAGUUUCCACUGUUUAUAUACAAGACAGUUACAGAAACUGCCAAGAUCCGAAAUCAUAAGAUAAUUAUUAUAAUGUAAAAGCCAACUCAGAUGAAAAGAAGCAAAGUGGAUAUUCCACACGUCCAAGAUUCCUCUAAAUCUUAACUUUCUUCUUAGUCAGUUCCUUACUCUUUACUUUAUACGCCAAAGAAAUUAUUUUAUAGACAUUUAUGUGUGUGUAGAUGUGUAUAAAUAAUUGUAAUCAAGACAAGAUAAUAAUUACAGAAGUAUAGAAAGGAAGAAGAUGGAGAUGUUUUUGAAGAAAGAGUACUUAGAUUUGGUUCUUGUCCCAUUUGGAUUAAUCAUAGUUUUGUCUUACCAUCUAUUUCUUCUCUAUAGAAUCCUUUACUUUCCUUACCACACCAUCAUUGGUUUCAUGAACAUAGAUAAAACCAUUUGGGUCGAACGUAUCAUGCAGGCAAAAAAAGAUGAAUUGGGUUGUGCUCUAACUGUUCUUUCGAGCAGCAUAUCAGCUUCAACAUUCAUGGCAUCCAUUGCUUUAACAUUGAGUUCACUUAUCGGCGCAUGGAUUGGAAGCUCACCGGUCAACAUGACCGUUUUUACGGGACAUUUUGUCUAUGGAGACACAAGUUCAAUCACAAUGGUCAUCAAAUACACCUCUCUCCUUGUGUGUUUUCUAGUCGGCUUCUGUUGUUUUGUUCAGUCCACAAGGUGUUUCUUACAUGCGAACUAUCUCAUCACCACUCCUGGCGACGAUAUCCCACCAGAAAUGGUAACGAGAGCCGUUUUGAGAGGUGGAAACUUUUGGUCGCUUGGUCUUAGGACUCUUUACUUGGCCCUUGAUCUAUUGCUGUGGCUUUUUGGACCGAUACCGAUGUUUGUUAACUCGGUUUUGAUGGUUGUUUGUUUGUAUUAUCUCGACACGAACUCGGUGGUUCAGCCUCUUUACCACCGGACAUUCGAGGCGGAGCAAAUUGUCAAGAGAAUGAGAGGUGUUUUGCCUGAUCCGUUGACUUUUAAAUGUAAUUGAAUACAAUAUUAUUUGAUUAUUCAUCAAUUUGCCAACUUGGAAAUUUC